AUGGCCCGUCGUGAUCGCGUGCCGCGGCACAAGUCGCACACGCACAAGCGGAACAAGAACGCCAAGCUCUCACCGUUCCAACGAGAGCAGAAGCGGGCAAAGAUGGCGAAUCAGGUGCCGACGGCACACACAAUGGGCAGCCUCGACAGUAUCCCGCACAGCCAGCGUCACAUCUUCGAGUAUCUGCAGGAGAAGCGCUCCCGGCAGCAGGCAAGGCGCGCCGCGCUGGAGAAGGAGCGGCAGGUGCACGGCGCGGAAGCGCACCCAACUGCCGCCAGCAGCGGCAGCGGGGGCAAGUCGAAGGAGGAACAGGGGGCGGCAGAGGAUGGAGCAACGAGGACUGCUGCGGCGACGGCUGUCACGACACCCGCCGCAUCGACGCCAAAGAAGCCAAAGAAGCACGCGGAGUUUGCCUCUCUGAAUGAGGAGCUCAGCGCCUCCGUCGGCACAGUCCUGCAGCCGCCGAGCAGCCGCCAUGGCCGAUUGACCGCCGCCACGGACAAGGACAGCGUCAGUGUUGAACCGCGCUCCGUCGAAGAGAUCAUCGCCCUGAAAAAGGAGCGGAAGCACAAGCGUAAGCAGGAGGCGCGCCGGGCCCGUGUCGCGGCGCAAAUGCAGGCAAUGGAAGAGGAGCUCGAAAAGUACGCCAAGACCGCCAAUGGCGGCGGUAAACGGGCCCGCAAGAAGGGCAAAGGCGGUGACGGUGAGGAGGCGGAGGCUGCCGAUGAUGUACGCGAGCGCGUGAACCUCGCCUUCGAGCGCAAGCUGCGGAGCAUGAAGAAAGACGAAGAAGAGAAGGCGUCUCAGAGCACGGCGGCGGAGGCCGCCGCCACCGAGCCGCGCCGCCACAGUGGCAAUGGUGGAGCACGCAAGCGUCGCCGCGUCACAUCAUCUAACGCGGGCGAGGACGCGAAUGGCAACGACGACCACGCCAACGGCGAAGGCGCCGAAGAGACGGCGCCGCAGCGGCAGCGCAAGCGCAUCACUUUCAACCCCGACGUCGAGGGCCAGGCAGCAGAGGCGGCCGCGAGCCGCGUCGAAAAACGCAGCGUGGAGCGGAAGCCGCAGGACUUUUACGAGCUGGUCGAUGUUGUGCGCUACGGUGAGCGGGUGGAGGCCCCACCUGUGUUCGACGUUGUGCCGAACCGCAACGCUGCCGUGUCGCGGCUGGCAAAGGCGCUGGAGCGUGAGGAAGACCAUCACGUCCGCGGCGGUGAUGCCGCCACCGAGCGGCACCGCCUUCUCGCCGGUGGCGGUCGGCUGGCGCAGCAGAAACGCCUUGCUCGACUUGGACUCGCGCCUGCUAUCACGCAGACGACACGCGCAGACGGCACAGCAGCGCGCAUGAGCAAGGAAGAGGAGUUUAAAGCACUGCGUGACCGCGUGAUGGCGACGUACCAGCGCAAUCGGCGAAGGGAAGUCGCGGAGCGCAAGGGCGUGGACAUGAAGCACGAGUUCCCGCUCUUCGCGUAG
Molecule: messenger RNA, 1473 nt
Organism: Leishmania mexicana MHOM/GT/2001/U1103
Lineage: Eukaryota; Euglenozoa; Kinetoplastea; Trypanosomatida; Trypanosomatidae
Exons: 1
Coding region: 1-1473 (490 amino acids)
Source: RefSeq, a predicted model, not a curated record